Messenger RNA from Dicentrarchus labrax (European seabass), 7401 nucleotides. RefSeq names its product kinesin-like protein KIF13B. Gene Ontology annotation, molecular function: ATP binding; microtubule binding; cell adhesion molecule binding. The record is from RefSeq and is a predicted model, not a curated record. Bases 250 to 6375 code for a protein of 2041 amino acids. Lineage: Eukaryota; Metazoa; Chordata; Actinopteri; Moronidae. The transcript has 42 exons. Gene Ontology annotation, biological process: microtubule-based movement; regulation of protein localization. Gene Ontology annotation, cellular component: adherens junction.
CAGAGCGCAACCGGGCAACCAGGGAGCUCACUAAAUCUCCCAGCAAAUCCCUUUAGCUGCGAGGCGACAUGGCUUGACUGAUCUCUGCGGGAAGUUUCAGGAAAUGCAACAGGUGGAAGAGCCGAGGGAAUGACCUGUGUACGGCCCUCUCGUUAGCGUCCCAGGCUAGCUGCUGUAUGUACUUGAAGGUGCUUGUGGGCGUCGGACAGGGAAACAACUGCGCAGUCUUUCACACGGUCAGGUGGCACCAUGGAUGACAACAUCCUCAAUGUCUCCAAUGUAAAGGUCGCUGUUCGUGUGCGACCAAUGAACAGGAGAGAAAAAGACCUAAAGACAAAAUGUGUGGUGGAGAUGCAGGGGAACCAGACAGUUCUGCAUCCGGCCAUCACCAACAUGAACAAAGGAGACCCUCGGAGUCAGCCAAAGGUUUUCGCCUAUGACUACUGCUUCUGGUCAAUGGAUGAAUCUCAAAAAGACAAGUUUGCAGGUCAGGAUGUAGUGUUCCAGUGCCUUGGGGAGAGUCUGCUGGACAACGCCUUCAUGGGCUACAACGCCUGCAUCUUUGCUUAUGGACAGACAGGCUCUGGGAAGUCGUACACCAUGAUGGGCUCAGCGGAGCAGCCUGGUCUGAUCCCUCGGCUCUGCAGCUCCCUGUUCAGCAGGACCGUGCAGGAGGCCCGGGAGGGAGAGAGCUUCACCGUGGAGGUCUCCUUCAUGGAGAUUUACAACGAGAAGGUCCGAGACCUGCUCGACCCCAAAGGAAAUCGCCAAGCGCUGAGAGUGAGAGAGCACAACGUUUUUGGGCCUUAUGUUGAUGGCCUGUCUCGCCUGGCUGUGGCCAGCUACAAGGACAUAGAGUCUCUGAUGUCAGAGGGAAAUAAAUCUCGUACGGUGGCAGCAACAAAUAUGAAUGAAGAGAGCAGCAGGUCCCACGCCGUGUUCAACAUCAUCCUCACACACACACUCAUGGACCUACAGUCCGGGACGAGUGGAGAGAAAGUGAGCAAGCUGAGCCUUGUGGAUCUGGCCGGCAGCGAGCGGGCAGCCAAGACUGGAGCAGCAGGGGAACGGCUGAAAGAAGGGAGCAACAUCAAUAAGUCUCUCAGCACUCUGGGUUUAGUUAUUUCAGCCUUGGCUGACCAGGGAGCAGGGAAGAACAAGAACAAGUUUGUUCCCUACAGAGACUCUGUGCUGACCUGGCUGCUCAAGGACAGCCUGGGAGGGAACAGCCGCACGGCCAUGGUCGCCACCAUCAGCCCUGCUGCAGACAACUAUGACGAGACACUGUCCACCCUGCGUUACGCCGACAGGGCCAAGAGCAUCGUCAACCACGCCGUCGUCAACGAAGACCCCAACGCCAGGAUCAUCAGAGAACUCCGUGAGGAAGUGGAGAAGCUGAGAGAGCAGCUCACAGAGGCCGAGUCUAUGAAGGCCCCCGAGCUGAAGGAGCGGCUGGAGGAGUCUGAGAAACUGAUCCAAGAAAUGACAGUCACCUGGGAGGAUAAACUCAGGAAGACUGAGGCUAUUGCACAGGAGCGUCAGAGGCAGCUGGAGAAUCUGGGCAUUUCCCUGCAGUCCUCUGGAAUCCGAGUGGUGGAUGACAAGUGUUUCCUGGUCAACCUUAACGCUGACCCUGCCCUCAACGAGCUGCUGGUCUACUACCUGAAGGAGCACACGCGUGUGGGCUCAGCAAACUCACAGGACAUCCAGCUGUGCGGAAUGGCCAUCCAAGCUGAGCACUGCGUCAUCGACAUUACCGAGAGCAACGGCGUGAUGCUCAGCCCUCACCGCAACGCCCGGACAUGUGUGAACGGUGCUGCAGUCACCAGUCCAGUCCAGAUUCACCACGGUGACCGAAUCCUGUGGGGAAACAACCACUUCUUCAGGAUCAGCCUGCCGAGGCAUAUGGUCCACGCAGGAGGUGAGGAUGAGGAGGGCGGCGCUGCGAUGAAGACGUGUUUGAGCACCGACCGGCUGGAGGUGGACUUGGAUGCGUCCAGUGACGUGUCGAGCGAGCUGAGCUUCGGCUAUGAGUUUGCCCAGGCCGAAGUCAUGAUGAAAGGCAUGGGCAACAAUGACCCCUUGCAGUCAGUGUUACAGACCCUGGAGAGGCAGCACGAGGAGGAGAAGCGCUGCGCCCUGGAGCGACAGAGGCAGAUGUACGAACAGGAGCUGCAGCAGCUCCGUCGGCGACUUACUCCUGAGAAACCCUCCCACCUCCUGGACCCUACGGGCCUGCUGCCCGGCGCUGCAGCUGCUGUAAUGGCACCCAUCUCCCACAAACGCAUGCGGCGCUGGAGCGAGGACAGAGAAGCAAUGAUGACUCGCAGCCUGCGGCGUCUGAAGGAGCAGAUCGUUCGGGCCAACCUGCUGGCACAGGAGGCUGGCUUUAUAGCCGAGGAGCUUAACAAGAGGACAGAGUACCUAGUCACUCUGCAGAUACCUGCUGCCAACCUGGAUGCCAACAGGAAGCGUGAUGCAGUAUUGAGCGAGCCUGCCAUCCAGGUUCGUCGUAAAGGUAAAGGGAAGCAGAUCUGGGCCCUGGAAAAGAUGGAGAACAGGUUGGUGGACAUGAGGGAGCUCUACCAGGAGUGGAAGGACUUCGAUGAAGACAACCCUGUGAUGCGGUCCUAUUUCAAGCGUGCCGACCCGUUCUUCGAUGAACAGGAGAACCACAGUCUGAUCGGUGUGGCCAACGUUUUCCUGGCCUGCCUGUUCUACGACGUCAAGCUGCAAUAUGCAGUGCCCAUCAUCAACCAGAAGGGAGAGGUGGUAGGUCGGCUGCAUGUGGAGCUGUGGCGGGGUACAGAGGGCUCUGAGGAGGAAGGUCCAGGACUGUUUGACGCUCAGCAGAACAUCACAGAUGGAGACCAACAGGAGCGCAAGCUGGACUGUGUGGUGAAAAUCCUCCAGGCCAAUGGUCUUCCUCGCCACCUGUCCAACUUCGUCUUCUGUCAGUACCACUUCUGGGGGCAAGAGGAGCCGGUGUUCAUCGCUCCAGAGGUGGUGCCAUCCAGCUCGUCCUCCGCCUCCAGAGACCCUCAGUGCACUGUGGUCUUCGACAGCGCCAAGGAGUUGUCGGUGACAGUGUCGGAGGAGUUUGUGGAAUUUUUGGCCGAGGGAGCGGUGGCCAUUGAAGUGUACGGCCACAAGCAGGCCAACCACCGCAGGAACCUGGCACUGUGGGACCUGGGAGUGAUUCAAGCCAAGACCCGGUCCCUCAGAGAAAGGUGGAGCGAGGUGACCCGCCGGCUGGAGUUGUGGGUGCAGCUGAUGGAGCUGAACGAGGCAGGAGAGUUCACAGCUGUAGAGGUCCUUCCUGCUAAAGACGUACGCACAGGAGGAAUCUUCCAGCUCCGACAGGGUCAGUCCCGUCGGGUCCAGGUGGAGGUGCGUUCAGUACCGGACUCAGGCACCAUGCCCCUCAUCACCACCUCCAUCCUCUCCGUGUCCAUCGGAGACGUCAAGGUCCGACAGACGCGUCCCUCCAAAGGCAGCGAAUCACAAUGGGCUGAGGAUGAAGACAUGGACAGCUACCAAGAGGUGGACCUGGAGAGGAUGAGGGAACAGUGGCUGGACAUUCUGACUCAGAGGCAGGAGUAUCUGGACCAGCAGCUACAGAAGAUAGUUAGCAAACCAGAUAAGUCAGAGGACGACGUUGAGAGGGAGUCCCAGCUGCUGGAGUGUCGCCUGACGCUCACCGAGGAACGCAACGCCGUUCUGGUGCCAUCGGCUGGCAGUGGCAUACCAGGAGCGCCGGUCGAGAGGGUUCCUGUCUCUGGAAUGGAAACGCACAUCCCUGUCCUGUUCCUGGAUCUCAGUGCUGAUGAUUUCCAGUCCAAUCUUUCAGCCCCAUUGGCCGGGGGGUUGGAUGCACUACUCAGUGGGGAGGAUGACGACGACUUAUUUGACCUUCAUAUUGUUAAACACUACGAUCCAGAGGUGAAGGUGGAGGCCUCCUGGGACUCGACGGUCCACGAGUGUCCCCAGCUGAGUCGCGUGACAUCGGCUGACCAGAGGGUUUACCUGACAGUCAGCACGGUGGUUCAGCUGAGCCACCCGGCCCACAUGCAGCUGCUACUCAGGAAACGCAUCUGUGUCAAUGUCACCGGGAGACAGGGUUUUGCUCAGAGUCUGCUGAAGAGGAUGUCUCAGCGCAGCACCAUCCCCGGCUGUGGAGUCACCUUUGAAAUUGUUUCUAACAUCCCGGGGGACAUCCACGGUCCAGAGGACAGGGAGAUGUUGGCCAGGCUGGCUGCCAGCACUGAGGACGACCAAUCAGCUGACAGCGAGGCGGCUAUAGAGAAAUACCUCCGCAGCGUCCUGGCUGUGGAGAACAUCCUCACUUUGGACAGACUCAGACAGGAGGUGGCUGUGAGGGAACAGCUGGCAGUCAAAGGGAAAUCUCCCAGACGCUGCCUGAGCUCCCCAAACAUCAACCGGCUGUCAGCCAGCAGUCUGGAGCUCUACUCCUCCACUCAUAAGCUCAAUGACUUCAAGGGCUGGGAGAGCCAUCAGGACCUUUCUGUGGCGCCUCCUUCAUCUAGACGCACACUGCCCAGCUCCAUAUCCCAGCACCUGAACCCAGAGACAGUGCAUUCAGGCUUUGCUGCGUCUCAUCUCCCUCCAGUGAAGGCCGUACCCAAGCUGCUGAAGUCACUGCUUCCUGGUGGGAAGGAAGAUGAUAGCGUCCAGACAGCUGUCCAUCAGCAGAGUUUGCCUCGCAUCAUGGUGCAGUCAGCCAGCGUUGAAGAGGGCAUGAGCAAACCGCAGCAGCCAGUUCCGAUUGAGGAAAUCAUUCCUCCCGACCUCCAAAUAGAGGGCCCCAGAUCCGUGCCCCUACCACCACCAAUCAUCCCGGAGACAGACGACUCUAUCCCCAGCCCGAGCGAAGCAUCGAGCGGAUACAUCUCCACUAGCAUAUCUACAGCAACUCUGUCAGACGUCUACACCCUGAGCUGGGACCUGCCUCCGUCAUCCCGCAGCAGAGCCGACAGCUUUGACGCUGUGCCAGAUGACGAUGAAGAGAACAACAAAGUGACUUAUCCUGAAUCUUUUCUUGUGGACCAAUCAGACUAUCAGGAGUCACUGCUGGUUUUGGACAGUAAGGCAGAUGAAGAGAGAACUGACUCCACGCCAUCCAAAGCAUACGAUACUGAAUCAGAACAAGAACCAGAUCAGUCUCCAUCAGUCCAGUUGAAGGAACAAGAAGAACCUGAUUCAGUUGCAGAAUUAGACUUACCACGCCAGACCAAACAAAAGCCAGACUCAACAAUUGACCACAUUGGAUCAGAACAAUUAGACAAUUCGGAACCACUUAAAGAUUCUUUGUUAGUCGAAGAGAAUAAAACCAAACAGACAGAAGUUUCACAAACAGAACCCUCAGAACUCGAGGUCGCUGCCACUGAUGAAGAAGAAGCUGAUCUGUCACAAGCGUAUGCACAAGAAGAUCAAAGCCAGUCUGAAACUGUCGUCCGUCAGCCGCAGCAGCCCAAACAAGACCAAACAACCUUCAACAGUGCUCAAGAUCCAGCUCCAAAUCCGAUCCCGCCUGUGUCUGAACUCUCGGUUCCAGCUCCUGCCUCAUCUGAAGAUCUGGUUCUUCAAGGAACAUCAGAGGAACAGGCAACUCCUGAGAUCUCAAACCCAAAUGGCACCUCCAUCCCAACUUCAUCCUCAACCACUGAUGAAGUCCAACAGAACGCAGCUGCCAGUGUGUCUCCAAAGGCCACCACAGCUCCAGAUCCUUCUCUGUUCAGUGGUAAGCCUUCCAAACCUGAUGUCUCAGUAGCAAACCCCUUCAAGAUCCAGAAAGUGAAGUCUUCAGACCUCAAAUCCUUUCAUCGUAUUCUGGGCGAGGAGGAGGACAAGCCCGCGCAGGUGGACCGGGCCAGCAGCCUUGGGACAGGACUCAACCUCUCUGUGCCGAUGGAAAGCCUGGAAAUUAUCUCUGACUCUGAGGAAGGAGAUGCAGCCACUAAUACCGUUCUUCCUGACUGGCUGAAAGAAGGGGAGUUUGUGACCGUGGGCACCAAUAAAAGCGGCACCGUGCGUUACGUUGGACCCACAGAUUUUGCAGAGGGUACCUGGGUGGGAGUGGAAUUGGAGGUACCAGCAGGGAAGAAUGAUGGUUCAGUGGGUGGCAAGCACUAUUUCCACUGUAACCCUGGUUACGGAGUGCUCGUAAGGCCGGACAGGGUGAGCCGGUGUAGCGCUAAGCGCCGUCGCCAGCAUCAGCAGCAAAAGCGCCGUAGUGCCAACCUGUCUGGAUCCAGCCCGAACCUGGCAGCCCUCACCGCUCUGGCCAAAGGUGAAGGUGGCGGGGCAUCGAGCGGCCGCAGCAGAGGAGAGAACCGCAAGUCGUGGAACACUUGAGAGGCUCAGUAUCUGCUAAUUGGCUUAUUGCCGGACACCCACUCACCCAUCACCCACAUGCUGCAGCUGGUUGAUGUGAUUAUAGGGUACGCUUUCAGAAAGAAUGACAAUACAGUGUUUUAUUUGGGCAGAUCUGCUACAGGCUUCACUGUAUCUGGUGUUGACACAAGAUGAGUCACUCUGUGCUCCUCUGUUGGUAGACGGAACCGUCUCACACAUCAUCUGUUUAAGGACUGUAUCCCUACCUAAUGUACUUAGUAAUUGAAAACUACAGACAAAUAUUGAAUGUUUUAUCAGAAAAUGUGAAUGUUUUUACGUAUGUAGAUGCAAAUAACCAUUUUUUGGUGGAUGUCUGAUUUUGGUUACACAACACCUUCCUGUGCUCAUAUUUCCACUGUUAUGUAUUAUGCAGCUGCAUGUCUGGAUAGACUUCCAAGUGUCGUAAAUUGCUCUGUACCUACAGGUAUUGUCUGAUUGGAUGCUGUUUUGUUUUUAUUCUUGUGCCUUGAAAUAUUACGACUACUACUCAGCAAAUGUGCCUUAGUGAUAAACCACCAAAUGAUGUGCUGCUGGUAGGUUGAAAACAUUUACCUGGAGCUUAUUUCAGCUCUUGAAUGUGUAUUUCUACUGUUUCGGAAAACAAAACUUGCACUCCUUUUUCUGACACAAACUACUGAAAUUUUACAUUUUUAAUCAGCUUCGUCUCCAUGUCAGUGUGUCAAUUGAUUGGAAGUGACUUUUUUUCGCUAGCAAAUUUAGAAUUAUAGUGAGUGUGUGUGUGUGUGUGUGUGUGUAUGGGAACCCAUUGAUUUGAACAAGAUAUAAGGAUACUUGAGGGACUGUUGGUUGUAAUGCAUUUAGUAUUAAUUUUUGUCUGGUAAAUAGGAUAUUUUAUACUUGUGCAUUCAAGUUGAUCUUUUUGACUGCCUCACUGCUUAUUUAUUUAAAAAUGAAGACAUGAUAUUGAUAAUGAAAAGCAAAAUCAACUUUUUGUAUUGUCAAAUAAAUUUCAUUCUGCUGCCGUCA